CCUCGCCCCCAGGUCCUUAAGGCGGGGAUGUGGGCAGGCGCCCCUUGAGUCGCUGGAAGGGAAGCUCUGCGCCCCGGCUCUCUCGUCGCCAUGGCCCUGCUCCGAGGUGUCUUCAUCGUUGCUGCUAAGCGAACGCCCUUUGGAGCUUACGGAGGUCUUCUGAAAGACUUCACGGCUACUGACUUGACGGAAUUUGCUGCCAAGGCUGCUUUGUCUGCGGGCAAGGUCUCACCUGAGACCAUUGAUAGUGUCAUUGUAGGCAAUGUCAUACAGAGUUCUUCAGAUGCUGCAUACCUGGCCAGGCAUGUUGGUUUGCGUGUGGGAGUCCCAAAAGAGACCCCAGCUCUCACUGUUAACAGACUCUGUGGCUCUGGUUUCCAGUCCAUUGUGAGUGGAUGUCAGGAAAUUUGUAUGAAGGAUGCUGAAGUUGUCUUGUGUGGAGGAAGCGAAAGCAUGAGCCAGGCUCCCUACUCUGUCAGAAACAUGCGUUUUGGAACCAAGUUUGGAUCAGAUCUCAAGCUGGAAGAUACUUUGUGGGCAGGAUUAACAGAUCAGCAUAUCCAACUCCCCAUGGGAAUUACUGCCGAGAAUCUUGCUGCGAAACAUAAUAUAAGCAGAGAAGACUGUGACAAGUACGCCCUGCAGUCCCAGCAGAGGUGGAAAGCCGCUAAUGAUGCUGGCUACUUUAAUAAUGAGAUGGCACCAAUCGAGGUGAAAACUAAGAAGGGGAAACAGAUGAUGCAGGUAGAUGAACAUGCUCGGCCCCAAACAACGCUGGAGCAGUUGAAUAAACUUCCCCCUGUCUUCAAGAAGGAAGGAACCGUUACUGCAGGGAAUGCGUCGGGGGUCUCCGAUGGUGCUGGAGCUGUUAUCAUAGCUAGCGAAGAUGCCGUUAAAAAACAUAACUUCACACCACUCGCAAGAAUUGUGGGCUAUUUUGCGUCUGGAUGUGAUCCAUCUAUCAUGGGUAUUGGUCCUGUCCCUGCUAUCAAUGGGGUACUGAAGAAAACAGGACAGAGUCUUAAGGACAUGGAUUUGGUAGAGGUGAAUGAAGCGUUUGCUCCUCAGUACUUAGCAGUUCAGAAGACUUUGGAUCUUGACCCAAGUAAAACCAAUGUGAAUGGUGGAGCCAUUGCUUUGGGUCACCCACUGGGAGGAUCUGGAACGAGAAUUAUGGCACACCUCGUUCACGAAUUAAGGCGUCGGGGUGGAAAAUACGCGGUGGGAUCGGCUUGCAUCGGAGGCGGCCAGGGCAUCGCCGUCGUGAUCGAGCGCACGGCCUGAGGGGCCCGGAGCCCGCCGAGGCCCCUCCCGCUUCCCUGGCCGGGGCCACAGGGAGCAGCUGCAGGACCCUACAUGCCCUCCACUGAAAGUGACAGAGCUUAUUAAGGGGAUAGUGAGGCAGAGACACGUCCCUCGUGCGUAAGGCCCAGGCCAGAAUAAAGAGGUUCUCUCAGAUCCGCACCAGAUGGGAUCUACCUCUGAGCAAAAAUCCAACCACAGAGGCCUUAAAAGAAUUUGUGUAAUGCCAGAUAAUCACUACUUAUGCCUUAGAUAGUACGAUUGCAAGAAAAUUGAAUAAAUGCUGCUUUAACUUCA
Messenger RNA from Suricata suricatta (meerkat), 1599 nucleotides. It is a transcript of the gene ACAA2, whose product is annotated as acetyl-CoA acyltransferase 2. The record is from RefSeq and is a predicted model, not a curated record. Gene Ontology annotation, molecular function: acetyl-CoA C-acetyltransferase activity. NCBI's taxonomy places the organism in Eukaryota, Metazoa, Chordata, Mammalia, Carnivora, Herpestidae. Gene Ontology annotation, biological process: fatty acid beta-oxidation. Bases 91 to 1284 code for a protein of 397 amino acids. The transcript has 10 exons.